ACGCCAUCAACGAGAAUGCGUGUGAUUGUUUAUUUAUUUGUCAUCCAUACCGUCACAGCGGCGUGGGUGAAGCCUCAGCCCCUUCCGUACAAGUUCUCGUUGGAUCUGGGUUUAGCGUUCCGACGUACGGGAACAAACAAGGCCUGCGAGGUGUGCUUUGGGGGUGAAUACUGCAUCCAGGUUGAACAGGUCAGAUGUGAAUUCUACUUGGAGACGUCAAACUUGCUGCUCGAAGAAAUAAACAUCUCUUCAGAGUCGAAGGAAAACCUACCGCUCAAGUCCAGGGUGGAUGACAUACUGCAUAUUAUAGCGGAGAAAGGGUUAACGGAUUUCGCUGAAUGCGUGCCACUUGUGUCUCGCUACACCGAUUGUACUAAAGAAAACGUCUGCCUGGGCUGCAAAACGUGCACAUGCGAUACUAUUGGGCGCUGGAACUGCUCUGAGGUACAGAAAUGUAGGCCUGACACACUGCCUUUAAAUGUCGACCACCACACUCUUUUGAUCGUCUUGCAAAACUUAAAGAAUCUUAUAAGUCCGGUUAUGAGACGCAAACGCGCUAUCCAUCAUCCACAAAUCGACUAUGAUAUAGUCACCCGAGCAAAACUCUCAGAAUGGCUAUACGGAGCUCCUCCUCUCAACAUUUUUGAAACUAUCCUGAGCACAGUCCACCAAGCUGCAAGUGAUGAAGACAGAGAAACCUUCAUGGCAGAUAAUAAACUAAGCGAACGUAAAGAUCAUAACGACGAAAUUUUAAAAUAUAUAGUGAAUUCUAUAGUAGAUGACGCUCUACCAGAAGUGUUCAGGGAAAGUAUAUCUGAGAAAGCUAAUAUGAAUAGAAUCAAACGUUGGACAAAAGAAAAUAGUACUGGUAAUAUUGAUAUGAAAGACAUAACUGAAUGGCUGACAAAAAUGCCUCCAAAUGAACGUACAGAUUCUGAAUCAAAAAGUGAUAUCGUGACAACUCCCAAUAACGAUUAUAGAAAAAUCCCAGGAAACCAGACGUCUUCGCCACCAGACAACAUAGAACCCGAGUUCCUAACAUUUGACGAAGUGCUAGAUAACAUUGCGUUUGAGAACAAAAAUUAUAGCCGUCGGAAGCCUCCACUGGAUAUGCAUUCAGAGAUGCCAGUUGACUUUAUAUAUGAUGACAAUGUGGUUGACGAAACAGACUUUCCUAUAACGAAAGAUCCAGUGACCGAAACUCCAACAGACGGCACAACAGUCGUUGAAUCUUUAAUUGAAAGUUAUACGGAAGUUGUCAUCGAUUUGCUGGAGUCUGCCAAUGAAGGAGUAAAACUAGAUGAUCUUAUUUUAAAAGAUAGUAUAGAGUCCAAAAAUAUAGCUAGUAACGAUUCGAAUGAUUCAUUCUUUGACAAUUUCAAUAACAUUGAAGAUCUGGAAUCAUCGAAUAUUAUGAAAAAGAAGAGAGAAGUGCCAUUGAUUACAAGUAACAUAACAACCACUUUAACACCCAUUACAAAUCGAACAAAUAUAACUACUACAGCAAGUGUAAAUAAAACUAUUGAAACUAUAACAGUACAUCCAAACAUAGCUCAUUCUGUUUAUGAGCUUGUAAAUAGCGUUGUUCUUCCUCUGAAUGAUGUUUAUAACGAGUUACUUAAAAAAAUUAAUGAUUUACAUCGAAUAAGGGGACAUCUUUUAAGUUUCGUCCACAAAAAUGUAGAUAUUGAUGCCAAAGUCAAAAACAUAACAACUCUUAAUAAGAAGGUAUUCCCUGUUUAUAAAAUAGAAGAUCCACAGUUUCAAGUCUAUUUUAGAACUUCCAAAAACAUUUCCAUGUAUGAAAAAUACGUCCGUAAAUUAAAAAAAGAUGUUUAUGAGGUAAUUCGGGACAUUGUUGGUAUCCAAAAACAUUUUUCUAACCCAUCUAAAAUGCCAGAUGAUCUGAUAUUUUUGAUUAAAGCUAUGAAGCAUUAUGUUCACAAACAAGGUAUACAUUCGAAAAGAAUUAGUGCUAACACUAAUGCUAAUCUUUUGAAACUAAAUGAAACAAAAUUAAAUUCAAGACGCUUGAUGAAAAUAAACGAUUUAGCGACCUCUAAAACUGUAAGAGAAUUAAUUAUACAAAUACUUGAGCUUAUUGAUAAACGUAUGCCAUCCAAAAAUGCAUUAGGACCAAUAUCCAAACCAGCUAGAAAGAUUAUGUGUAGAAUAAUCAGACAAUACUUUGUGGACGAGUUUGCACUGAUGGGCCUCCGAGUUUACGAUCCACAUUACAAUCUUACCAACGACUUAAAUAACGUAGGCUUCAAGUGGCGCAAAUUGUCUUCAGAAAUUAAAAUGAGCGCAUCUAAUAGCCAAUUGUACCAGUUAAAGAUGUUGCACUUAGUAAUGUCUGUUGAUAUCAAUAAAAUGAACGACGCUUUAACAUUAAUCAAUUUUGCUAGUACUAGACGGAUGGUGCCCGUUGACGAAGCCAUUGGCCAUGACAUACUACUCAACAUAGAAAAACGUAUGCUCGAUUUAAGCAAAAAAGUUGUAACAAUAAUAGAAACCACUCUACAUAAGAAAAAAACACAAUAUAGUAGUCUUAAAAAACAAAUAAAAGAUUCCAAUAAGAAAGAAUCAUUCUUAAAACAAGUGAAAACCUUUUUAAUGAAUUCAAAGAAGGACAUAAUGGACCUAUUGCGAAGGAACACACCAAAGUCUGACAUAGUGAAAAAGAUUGCUGGACAGAAACUGGAUGACUUGGGAAAGAAACGGCUAAAUCAAUUGGAAAAGACAAUGACGAAAUGGCAAACACAUUUGAAUAUCAUACCGAGUAGGUCAAAGAGAUAUGCUGUGGACUUUGGUAGGAUACGACAACGAAUUAAAAACAUAAUACCCAAAUACUUACGAGGCAAACUCAAUCCUGCUAUAGAUAACAAUAAAAAUAAUAAGAAGGGAAGGGCGACUAUGAAACCUGAUGAUUCUUCGCUCAAAAAAAAGAAAACGACUAAGGCACCCAAAACAACAAAUCAUGCGAAUAUCAUCACAAAAUCGAAGAGACAAAACACUAAAACGACGCCAAUCAUAGCGAAGGCCUCUACGACUAUCUCCACUACACAGAUAUAGCAGACAGCAACACCUGCUGAGUAAAACAACAUUGUAGCAAACAUUGAAAGAAUCAUAGCACUUAAAAUUGCAAUGAACGGCUUAUUACAUUCCAUUAUUAUGUAAUGGGAAAUAAUAAUAACAAUUUGUACUAUUUUUUUUAUUUGCACAGAGUACUAAUUAAGCUUAAGACCAUUGUAUUAAGUUAAGGCUUCUAUAAACUAUAUUCAUUUUAUCUCUUUGAAUCACUAUACACAGCUGAAUUUGUACUUAAAGAAGUAGCUAUUUUUACUUAUCUACGACACGUUAUUGUAUGCUUGGAAAUUAUG
This is a messenger RNA of Hyposmocoma kahamanoa, 3383 nucleotides long. RefSeq lists its product as uncharacterized. The transcript is spliced from 9 exons. The record is from RefSeq and is a predicted model, not a curated record. NCBI's taxonomy places the organism in Eukaryota, Metazoa, Arthropoda, Insecta, Lepidoptera, Cosmopterigidae. The coding region runs from base 16 to 3075 and encodes 1019 amino acids.